UCCUUGCCUCCCCUUCUAAUGUCGGAAUAGCCAUCGCCGUCACGGCUAUGGCCGGCCUCGCACUCGCCGCCACCCUCGUCUACUCAUCCCGUAGGUAAACCACCGGAUUAAAAAAACCCCCAAAUCAAUCACGACUUUCUGUCAAAUUAAAUAUUCAAUUGUUGUAGCCCUAGAAUAUAUAGAGAGAGAGGAGUGGGAUUGUUGUGCAUAGGGGUUUUUUAUAGAACAGUAAUAGAUAGAUACAGAUAGAUACAGAUAGUUUAUAUACAUAGAUGUUGGUACAAAAACAACCGUUGAUGAGAGCGCUGAGGCGGAGCCAGACUUCUUUGGGGUCGAAUAAUUCAACAGGGUCUCCUUCCUCGCCUUCAUCAUCUUCUUCGUGGAUUCAUUUGAGAUCGGUUUUGUUUAUUGUUGCUUCUUCAUCAUCCUCUCCAGUUACCUCUGAUCGGGGAAGCCUCAAAUCUCCAUGGUCGAGAAGGAGAAGGAAACAUGCCCUUCUGGCCAAGCAGUGGAAGAGUUUGUUUGACGUUGACGGGAAACUAUCUGAUGGAGGAAUCAAGUUUUUGAAGAAAAUCCGGACUGGGGGUGUUGAGCCAAGCAUUAGGGCGGAGGUCUGGCCAUUCCUUCUCGGAAUGUAUGAUGUGAAAAGUUCAAAAAAAGAGAGAGAUACUGUUAAAGCUCAGAAGAGAAAAAAAUAUGUAGAGCUACGGAAACAGUGCUGUCAAAUCUCAAAACGCGGUGAAAGGAGUUUCAAGUUAAAGGAGUCAUCCGAAAACAACAGCAACGAGGAUGGUGGAGACAAUAUCAGUCAAGUCUUGGAUUCUCCAACCUUGGACGAAGCUUCCAGUGCCGCCAGCAGACCUUCCGUUUCAGCGGAGCUAGUGGAGGAGGAGGAAGAGCACGACGGCGGCGUAAUCACCAAUGAAGAUAUUUCCGACGAAGCCGAAACAGGUUCCUCCGAAGAUUCCGAUUCCUCAGAAGAUUCCUCCGAGGACACAAAACCCCUCCUCGGCUCAACCGAAACAGAAGACAACAACAACAACCCCUAUGACCGCUCCGACUCCACUCUCAAGAAGCCCGAAACGGGGACCACAUCAUGCAAGUCUGAAAACUUCGCCACGUGGCAGCGUAUUAUUCGUCUAGACGCUGUGCGCGCGAACUCCGAGUGGAUUGUCUACUCCCCAUCUCAAGCUGCAGUAUCCGAAGCCAAAGCACAACAAUUAGCAGAGAGCGUUGGACUAAAAGAUUUCGACCAUCUCGAGCCUUGUAGAAUUUACCAUGCUGCCCGCCUAGUAGCUAUUCUAGAAGCUUAUGCUUUGUACGAUACCGAAAUUGGCUAUUGCCAGGGCAUGAGCGAUUUGCUAUCUCCAAUCAUUUCGGUUAUCGAGGAAGACCACGUAGCCUUUUGGUGCUUUGUGGGGUUUAUGCGAAAGGCGAGGCAUAACUUCCGUCUCGAUGAGGUGGGAAUAAGGAGGCAGCUGAAUAUAGUGUCGAAGAUUAUAAAAGGUAAAGACUCGCAUCUGUACAAGCACUUGGAGAAGCUGCAGGCGGAGGAUUGCUUCUUUGUGUACAGGAUGGUGGUGGUUCUGUUCAGGAGGGAGUUGACUUUCGAGCAGACGCUUUGCCUGUGGGAGGUAAUGUGGGCUGACCAGGCAGCAAUACGGGCGGGGAUUGUGAGAUCCGCGUGGCGACGGAUGAGGCUGAGGGCCCCACCGACGGACGAUUUGUUGCUUUACGCAAUAGCUGCUUGUGUGCUGCAGAGGAGGAAGAUGAUUAUAGAGAAUUACAGCAGCAUGGAUGAGAUUAUGAGGGAGUGUAAUAGUAUGGCUGGUUGUUUGGAUGUGUGGAAGCUUCUAGACGAUGCCCAUGAUUUGGUGGUCACCCUACACGACAAGAUUUGAUUUUCGGAAAAUCCCUUUUUUUUUUUUUAAAUUUAAUUCUUCUAGAAUGUUUUUUUUUUUUUUUUUUGCUUGUUUUGUUGUUACUUUCUAAUUUAAAGAACAAAAAAAAAAAAAACAUGACAGGCAAACUUGUGUGUUUUAAGUUAAUUUGUGGGAUUUACACUUUGUAUUGGCCGCUCUGAGGACACACCCCCCUAGUGAAGUGGCAAAACCCUGCUUAUAUAUUAACAAAGUUGUUUUUAAGGCAAGGUUUCUUUUGAAUGUAUUUCUUGACAUGUA
Molecule: messenger RNA, 2180 nt
Organism: Erythranthe guttata (spotted monkey flower)
Lineage: Eukaryota; Viridiplantae; Streptophyta; Magnoliopsida; Lamiales; Phrymaceae
Product: rab GTPase-activating protein 22
Biological process (GO): activation of GTPase activity
Molecular function (GO): GTPase activator activity
Source: RefSeq, a predicted model, not a curated record